CCAAAUGUAAGUGUAUUUCAGAGAAAAUUUGUGAACGAAGUGAAGAAGUGUGAAGAAAUGGAAAGAAUACUCGGGUAUUUAGUACAAGAAAUUAAAAAGGCGGAUAUUCCACUUCCUGAAGGAGAUGUUGUUCCUCCUGCCCCCUUGCUGAAACACAUCUUAGAAAUCCAGGAACAGUUGCAGAAGCUGGAGGCAGAAUUGAGGGAAAUAACGAAAAACAAAGAAAAGUUGAGGAGAAACCUGCUUGAACUGACAGAAUACACAUGCAUGUUAGAGGUCACGCAAACAUUUGUCAGGAGAACAGCUGAGUAUGAAUCCCAUUUGCAUGCAAAUUAUGAAGAAUUUCCAUCUGUGGAGGAUGAGCCAUUAGUGGAUUACAACUGUAUGCACAGACUGGGUGCCAAGUUGGGAUUCAUAUCUGGGUUAGUUCACAUAACAAAAGUUGGAGCAUUUGAAAAAAUGCUGUGGAGAGUCUGUAAAGGAUAUACUAUUCUUACCUAUGCAGAGUUGGAUGAAUGUCUGGAAGAUCCAGAUACAGGUGAAGCUACAAAAUGGUUUGUUUUUUUAGUGUCCUAUUGGGGUGAACAAAUUGGCCAGAAAGUUAAGAAGAUUUGUGACUGCUAUCACUGUCAUGUGUAUCCCUAUCCAAAUACCACGGAGGAGCGCACGGCAGUUGUUGAAGGACUAAAUACUCGUAUUCAGGAUCUUCAUACUGUGCUGCAUAAAACUGAGGAUUACUUGCUCCAAGUCUUGUGUAAAGCAUCUGAAUCCAUCUAUACCUGGGUUAUCCAAGUGAAAAAGAUGAAAGCCAUUUAUCAUGUACUCAACCUGUGCAGUUUUGAUGUCACAAAUAAAUGUUUAAUCGCUGAGGUUUGGUGUCCAGUGGCUGAUCUGCAGAAUUUGCGCCAUGCAUUGGAGGAAGGUUCAAGGAAGAGUGGAGCUACAAUUUCUUCAUUCAUGAAUACCAUCCCAACGACACAACCUCCUCCAACUUUGAUACGUACCAAUAAAUUCACCUCAGGGUUCCAAAACAUUGUUGAUGCGUAUGGAGUUGGAAACUACGGAGAAGUUAAUCCAGCUCUCUAUACCAUCAUCACUUUUCCCUUCCUCUUUGCGGUUAUGUUUGGAGACUUUGGGCAUGGUCUGCUCAUGUUCAUAUUUGCACUCGUGACAAUACUGUAUGAAAACCACCCUCGAUUGCAAAGAUCACAAGAUGAGAUAAUGAAAAUGUUAUUUGAAGGCCGAUAUGUUAUUUUAUUAAUGGGUUUGUUUUCUGUAUACACUGGAUUGAUCUAUAAUGACUGUUUUUCAAAGUCAUUAAAUAUAUUUGGUUCUGGAUGGAACGUUUCAGCAAUGUUUGAGCAGAAGGCUUGGAGUCUUGAGGAUCUGCGGUCUAAUCAAUUUUUAACCCUGGAUCCAAAUGUUACUGGUGUAUACAAUGGAGUUUAUCCCUUUGGAAUUGAUCCGAUCUGGAAUUUGGCAAGCAACCGUCUCAGUUUUUUAAAUUCUUUCAAAAUGAAAAUGUCUGUGAUUUUUGGAGUAACUCACAUGACGUUUGGAGUUGUAUUGGGGGUAUUUAACCACUUGUAA
Molecule: messenger RNA, 1590 nt
Organism: Pterocles gutturalis (yellow-throated sandgrouse)
Lineage: Eukaryota; Metazoa; Chordata; Aves; Pterocliformes; Pteroclidae
Gene: ATP6V0A2
Product: ATPase, H+ transporting, lysosomal V0 subunit a2
Exons: 13
Coding region: 58-1590 (510 amino acids)
Biological process (GO): vacuolar acidification; proton transmembrane transport
Cellular component (GO): plasma membrane; proton-transporting V-type ATPase, V0 domain; vacuolar proton-transporting V-type ATPase complex
Molecular function (GO): proton-transporting ATPase activity, rotational mechanism; ATPase binding
Source: RefSeq, a predicted model, not a curated record